GUAAACCGGCUAUUUUCUUCAUUUCUAACGGAUUCCAUUGCUAAAAAUCUUAGAAGGCGAUUUAAAAAUUCGGUUUAUUAUAUUUCUUUGUUUUACUUUUAUUUUAAAGAAAAGUGCCAGCAUCCAUCCGCUCUUACAAUUUCUAUAGUUUACUAUUAAACGAACCGUCCUUAUCAAGUACAACACAUAAACAAACAAUCUAAUAUUAACAAAAAUGGCAUUUAAGCCUAUAGAUAGCAAACGCGAUGAAUAUCGCAGAUAUUUGGAGCGUGGCGGCGUUAUUGAAUCUCUAACUAAAGUGUUUGUUAACUUACUCAAAGAACGUCCAGAUAAUCCCACCGAGUAUUUGGCCCAAAAUUUGGGUGUUGUUCGGCUACAAGCCGACAAUGUCGCUUAUUUGCAAAAUGAGUUGGAGCAAGCACAAAAUGAAAUACAACGUCUUACUGAUAUUAUACGUAGCAUCGAUCCAGAACUUUUAAAUGAAAAUACAAAUAAUGCGGCUUUCGAAGUUGAAGUCGGUUUAAACGGUAACAAUGAACAUUUAGAUGAGGAACAGGAUUACGAAGGUGCAUCGGGUCCGUUACCAGCAGAUCGUGACGACAUUGAAAUGAAAGAAGUCCAAGAAUCCUUCACUAAUGUGCACAUAAAUGAGUCAUCAUCGGCAGAAGCUACGGCUGUAUCAAGUACCAAUACUGCUCAAUGAAAAGUAUACACACAAUCGCAAUAAGCUAUUUUAAUCACACCUUUCAAAUACGAUUUUUCUGCUAUGUAUGUUUCUAUUUCAAAUUAAAUAAAAGAAAAACUCCCCAUGAAGUAAA
This is a messenger RNA of Glossina fuscipes, 818 nucleotides long. Its product is annotated as c-Myc-binding protein homolog. Gene Ontology annotation, molecular function: transcription coactivator activity. The coding region runs from base 215 to 703 and encodes 162 amino acids. The record is from RefSeq and is a predicted model, not a curated record. Lineage: Eukaryota; Metazoa; Arthropoda; Insecta; Diptera; Glossinidae. The transcript is spliced from 3 exons. Gene Ontology annotation, cellular component: nucleus. Gene Ontology annotation, biological process: regulation of DNA-templated transcription.